CUCAAAAAUCAUUUCUAUUAUAACUUUUCCCAAAAUUGGUAUCAAAACUCGAUAACUUCCGGCAUUUGACCAGCGGCAAUGAGUGAGCCGCUCUCGGGUCCCUGGCUGCGUUUCGCCUACAAUGGCGUCCUUCUCUAUACAGCCGUUACUUCUGCCUGUAAAAUGCAGCCAGAGGAGCACCCCUUCGCCCUGGCAGCCUGCGUGGUGGGUGGAAUCGCGGCCGUGUUUGGUAUCCUCCGGGUAGUCUUUGCCAGCGGUCAGCCAGAGGAGUGUCGCAAGCUGAGGGACAUAACGCACGGAGUACUGGAACUGGUGCCGUUGCCGCUGACCAACAUGGAUUUCUAUAUGCAGUCCACCGGAUUGAGUGCUGUCACCUUGGGCCAUGCCGUUUUUAUACUGCCGCUGGUCUGUGAUAUGAGGUGCUGUUUGGCCAAAAAUCGCAUUGAUUGCGAAAUAUCUGAUGGUCUGAAGGAUCUCACCAUUCUGGGUAACUUAGUGUCUCUCGGAUUUUUGGCCUUUGUGGAGAGGAAUUUUCUUUAUCUGCGAAUGAUGCUGGUCAUGGCUGUGGUCAGGUACGGGGUGGUCUUGGUGGACAGCAUCAAGGAGAAUGCCGGUGAGGAUUUACAAGUCUGCGGAACAGCCUUGUUCUUGUACCAGUUGGGCAAGACUGUUAGCUCGGCCACCGAGUAAUAUUGAAAGGGAUAUCACCUUUGCAUUUAACCCCUGACCACAGCUGGUCGCUUCAAGGGUUUCGCCUCCCUUGUUCCGCUAAAUUUUCCGUGAAUCGAGUUUUGAACCUGUAUUAAAUUUCACUUCACCUGCCCUUCAA
Messenger RNA from Drosophila kikkawai, 829 nucleotides. RefSeq lists its product as uncharacterized. Lineage: Eukaryota; Metazoa; Arthropoda; Insecta; Diptera; Drosophilidae. The record is from RefSeq and is a predicted model, not a curated record.